This is a messenger RNA of Hypoxylon fragiforme, 3329 nucleotides long. RefSeq names its product complex proteins associated with Set1p component shg1-domain-containing protein. The record is from RefSeq and is a predicted model, not a curated record. The transcript is spliced from 2 exons. Bases 230 to 2716 code for a protein of 828 amino acids. NCBI's taxonomy places the organism in Eukaryota, Fungi, Ascomycota, Sordariomycetes, Xylariales, Hypoxylaceae.
CUUGAAAGUCUCCGAACUUUAAACCUUUUAUGUCAAAGUUCCCUUUUUCAACAACAUUGAACUUCCUUUUCAUAUUCCAUUGCUCAUGGUCUUCUCUUCGUAGAAUUAUUCCUUUGAAAUAGAGAAUUUCAAGCCGCACACGAUACUUUGAAUAUUAAAUUUCACAUGCUAGUUUCCUGAAUCUAUUGACCGUUGGUCUCUGGGUCUGACGGCCUCAUCGGCCGCGACCAUGGCCUCAGCAGAGCAAACACCUGUUCCAACGCCCGGCACUGCUGCUUUUACGCCGCGAAAAUUCAAGGCUUCAGACCUUCCACUAACUUCUGCUACGCGAUCUGCGAUUGAAGGACUAGCGCAUAGCUUCAAGAAGAAGGGUGGAUAUGACGCGAUCCGUAAGCAAGUCUGGGAAAAGUUCGAGCAGAGUGAUUACGAAGCUCAAGUCACCAAGUCGAUUCUCGAAGUUGCCGAACAGGAACUGGAGCGUAAUCCUGCUCAACUUUUGACUUUAGACCGCCGAAAGGCAGCCGCCCUUAUCGACGGCGCUCUAGAUCGAUCCGGCGUUUAUCAAAAGGCCAAUGAAGUUCUCGAUCAACUCAUCGAUGUAAAGGGUAUCGAGGCGCGCAUGCGUGAACUGCGUCAAGCUGAGAUCGGUGUCGAGGCUGCCAAGGAGGAGCAAAUUCGCGGCUCCAAGACAGAUGCGGAAUAUGCUAUCGAGUCAGCCCAUAGCCUAGAAGAGCGUGAGCGGAUCCGACGGGAACUGAGAGUGAAGGAGGAGCAAAUAUUGGAAGAAAAGCGCAAGAUUGAACAUGAGGAGAGAAAGAAACGGGAGCGCGAGAGAGAGCGCGAAUUGGAGAAGGCAGAAACUAAACGCAAAGAGGAACGAGACGCUCGAAGGCGCGAACGUGAGAAGAAGGAAGCAGAGCGCGAACUCGAACGCGAGAAGGAAAGAGAGGAACGUCGCCGUGCCAGGGAGCGAGAUCGUGAGAAGGACCAUGACCGAGAUACUCGGCGCAGGUCUAGAGAUCGGUCGCGUCAUCGUGAGCGAGACCGGGGCCAUGAUCGUGAUAGAGACCGCAGCCGCAGCCGCCGCCGCGACAGUAGAGAACGCCGACAUCGUGAACGAUCACCUAGGGAAGAGAGAGGUCGUGGUAAGCCUGAAGAGGUUAAAAAACAGCUCACUAAGGAGGAUCAUGAGAGACUUGAACGCGAAGCUCUUGAGGACUUACUACGGGAGAGCAAGAGGAGUGCUGCCAAACAACCCGAACUUGAGAUUGACGAGGCUCUUGCCCCCCCGCCUCGACGAAUCAAGCCUGCUUCUGCUAUACAGCCAAUACGUCGCGAAUCUGUCAAGAACUCGGAUUCUAAGAAAACACCCGAGCUUGCUAAAGCCGAUACCAAGGACUCCACGAAAGAUGCCGAGGAUGCAAAGGAGACGAAAGAGGUGAAGACAGCCGCAAAGGAGCCCAGCCAGGCUAAGGAUUCUAAAGAAUCCAAAGAACAUGUCGAAUCUAGAAGGGCCAAGGAAAGCAAGGAUGCUAAGGAUGCUAAGGAUUCUAAAGCCAAGGAUGAACGAGGAGGAGAAGCUGGUACAGCUCCUUCCCAUCAUCACCGCGACCGAUCGCGUGGUACAGAAGAUGGCCGCAAGAAUCGGGACCGCGACCGCGAGCAUGCUCGGGACAGCAGUCGCUCUCACGCCAAAUCCGACCGAAAGGAUCGAAGCAAAUCACGACAUAGAUCAACUCGCCGAGAUCGAAGUCGCUCUAGAGAUCGUGACCGGGUUCCUGAUAGAGACAGGGACUUUUACCGGCCUGGUCAACGAGAUAGGAGCCGUUCUCGCGUACGAUCCCAUCGAGAGAGGCAGGACAGAAGUCGUUCGCAUGACAGGUAUAAGCCUGGCCACAGAGAAAGGAGCCGCUCUAGGCGUAGAGAAGAUCGCGAUAAACGUGCACGAAGUCGCUCGCCAGUCCGCCCGGAACGACGAGAGGAUCGCCGGGAUAGGUCUCGCUCAACUAGGCCUCGAACCGAAAGAAUUCGAUCGCGUCCAGCCCGAAGUCGAUCCCGAUCCCGACCAGCCACUUCUAGUAAGCCUGAACUAACAGAUGCCGAAGCUUGGAAGCAAGGCGAAAUAAAGAAGCGCGAACAAGAAGCGAAGGCAUAUUUAGCCGCGCAACGUGAGGCUCGUGAAAAGGGUCUACCCGUUCCUGGUGUCGAUGACAAACGUAGCACAGGAGAUCGCUCACCUGAGAUCAAGAGAUCGCGUGUUCCCGACGAGAUUGAUCGGUACAGGCCUGUUGAUCGCGAUACUCGAGCAGCCGACAAGUACCGAGAACGGGACCGAGAAAAGGAUAGAGACGACCAUCGGGAUAGGGAUGGUGAUCGAGAGAAAGAUGAUCGACGGGAUCGUCGGCGGAGCCGCACUAGGAGCCGUAGCCGUCGUCGUGACAGGGAUAGGGAUAGAAGCCGUGAUCGUGAACGCCACAGAUCUCGUGAUCGAUACCGCGGAGAAGGAGCCAGAGAUAGGGAUCGUGAUCGCGAACGUGACCGAGAUCGUGACCGGUAUCGCGAAAGGGACCGCGAUCGCGAUAACGAUCGUGAUAAGGAUCACGAUCGCGAACGCCGAAGUCGUCGUGAAAGAAGUACAGAGUCCCGAAGAGACCGGGAUAAGAGAGAUCGAAGAGACCGAAGUCGUAGUCGCAGACGAAGUCGAAGUCCCCGUUAGUCACAGGGAAAGCCAUCGCCCUUCCCUUAUACAGCUUCAAUGUUGAACCUUUUUCCCUACCAUGGACCUGCCAGGUGAACCUUGGCAUUUAGAUAAAUGGGUCGGGAUUAUAGUGUUGAUGCAGGUUCAGGGAGGGGGGUAUUCACAGUCGCGGUGUAGAGGCGCAACGAAUAAUUUGCGUGACUCGGAAAUACUGAAUGAUAUACCCUACAAUUCAUUAGGCGUUGUUGUCUUACAGAAAAUUUAUUCCGGGCAGCGAUGUAAUCUCCGGGUCAUUGAACAACACGUUGUCCACUAUCGACAUGCCUAAUUGACGCCAACAACAUAUUCUUUUUCGUGGGGGACGAAGAGUACUGCUGACUGGAAUGAGUCUAUGAACUUUAGGGCUUGUAAAUGGUACACGAGUUGCUACAGUUCAAGCAUGACAUAAAUCAAGCAUUUCUUCAGACGAAACAAAACUGCUUCACAUCUAUCCCAACUACAAUGGAUUCGCCAUGGCUAACGCGCUGGAAUAUGCGGUCGCAGACGAUAGAGAAUAAAAUGCCCGGCUUUUGCUUAAAGCAUGACCACAGUCUACAUCCCACCUUGUGUGGCUUUGUCGCGGAUGAAUGUA